GGACCCAGGCGUCCCGCCGAAGGGUGCAGGGGGCUUCCCACGCUCACCGGGACCCCCGGGGAGCGUCGAAGGACCGAGCCGGGAGGAGAGAUGCAGGGAGGAGGUGGGACCUGAGAAGACAGCUCUUAGAGGGUGUCCAUUACGAGACAGAUGGCACAGACCCAUGCCCAGAAAGGACUACAGAUACCUGGCCUCACGUGGCUCCCUGCCUGCAGUGACACCAUUUUGAUCUUGGCCUCCGCUCUCGGUGGAAGCGCCAAGAGGCCAUGGCUUCCUACCGGCACAACCCAGAGGGUUGGCACCUCCGGCCCACUGGCGGGAUGGCAGAGCUGCUGGAGCCUGUGGCCUCAGCCCCCUGCGCCCCCCGGUCAUCCCCGCCGAGGUCCAUCAGCAGCCUGGACCACCUCCUGCAGCUCCCAGCCCGAGCAGACUCUGCCUACAGUUCCUUCUCCGGCAGCUCCAACGUGCCCGAGCACCCCACCCCUUCGCUGGGAGGCGAGCACGAUCGCCUGCCCUACAUUGACUCUGACUAUGUCCGUGUCAUUUACAACCCCAAAGCGGCCUGCUCGGAUCUUGGGGCCGAAUCGGUGGACCACGGCCGCCCCCUCCACCCAGCUGGUGUCUUGGGGCGGCCUGGAAUAAACUCCCCUUUGGGGCUGGGCAGUCAGCUCCCUUCCCCUCCUCCUCCUCCUCCUCCUCUUCCUCCUCCUUUCCCUCCAUCUCCUCCCUCUCGCCUGGACAGCUACAAAGCUCUCAAGGACUUGGAUCUCAACAGGCGGGCCCCUCCCCUGGGGAAUGGCACUGACUCCGUUGACCCCUGGGUUCCUGGCCCUUGCCCGGCCUCUUCCAUUGAGCCUGGCUACUCCUGUGACCUCUGGGACCCCUGGCAGAAGGGUGAGGGGGCAGCAGUAAUGGAGAGGGGAGACUGGGACCCUCUCUUGGAAGCCAACAAAAAAUGUAUCCAGCAGGUCCCCGCCUGGCCUUCCUCCUUCGUUUUUCUUGAGUACCUGCAGUCGAGGUCCCAGCCUAGGUCCCUCCCGCCGGGAGGUGCCCCGCCCCCAACUCGGGUGUCCCAAGGGCCAGUGGGCAUGGCUUCUCCGCAGCCCCUGGCCCCCAGCGGUGGCACAGAGAGCGAGUCAAGCAGCACCGUUGGCCAUGAAAAUCGGCCUCGCUGGGGAGGAAACAGCUUCCCAGACCUCGGGUUGGGGCUCGGACCGCAAGGGGACCUGCCCCCGGGACCCCACCUUUCAGAGCUGGCCCCGGCCCGGCACAGCAGCGGGGUCUCCCGGGGGCCGAGCCGCCCUCCGAGUGAUGAGUCGGUGCCCAAGGACCACGACCUGGACAGGAGGUCAAGCGUGGCCAGCUGGAGUCUGCAAGGCCACCCUGAGAGAGAGGGGAGUAGGUGGGGUGGACGAGCCCCACCCCCAAGACAACACAUGGAGAGCCUCCCUGAUCCUGGUGGAGCCAGCACGGUGAAACUUCUCGGGGACGGGCAGCUGGGUGGGUGGACAGACCUCCCUCCCUGCCCCGGAUCUGCCGAGGGCGGACUGGGCCAGGCCCCACUCAGGCUCUGGAGGGAGACCAUCAUGGGAGUCAGCAGACCAGACCCCUGUCCUUCCUCACAGCCAGAGGAAGCCUCGAAGGCUGCCCCUGGCCCGGCACCCCAGCCUCCGAGGGGACCAGUGGCCCGGGGCCCCCGGGACCGUCCCGGGGAGAAGAUAAGCAAGCAGGGGACCCCUCUACUCUAUUACCUCUCAGGGGGGAGGGUCUCGGGUCUGUUGAGCCCCGUGGAGCCACUGUCGAAGAGCCCACCCCAGACAACCCCAUCCAGCCCUAACCCCCCGGUCUCUGCUCCAAUCAAAAUCCGGGGGGAGGGCCGGCCACCACCUGUGGGAGCUGAGCUACAGUUGGAGAGUGGGGAGCCCCUCCUGGCCAGCCCCGCCUCCUCACUGGAAGAGGGCUUCAAGAUGGACUACAGGGAGCGGCUGAAGGUGGCCCAGAGGAAGGUCCUGAGGGAGACAUCCUUCAAGCGGAAGGACCUGCAGAUGAGCCUGCCCGUGCGGCUCCGGCCAAAGCCCUCUCAGAGGCCCUCGAUCGAACAUCUGCGCUCCUUCUCCCUGUCCCACACCCCGCGGGAGGGCCAGGCCAACCCGCCCGAUGUGGCACUGGAUGCCAGGGUCCAGGACGAGGCGGCCGGGCAACCCCAGGCUGGGUGCGGCGCAGGGAGGAAGAGGCUGACCAAGGAGCAGCGGAAGUGGUGCUUCUCAGAACCUGGGAAGCUGGACCAGGUGGGCCAGGGGGCAGGGGCCGCCGGGGACAACGGGAGGCCCUGGCCUGGCCCGCCAGGAGAGGAGGAGGCGGCGGCGGCGGCAGUGGCAGCAGAGGCCCGGGGGCCGUCUCUGGAGAAGCGCGGGAGGACGCUGUCGAGCUCCAGCCUCUCCAAGAUGGAGCUGAAGCAGAUCCAGCAGGAUGCCCUAAUGCGGUACAUGGUGCGGAAGGCCUGCCAGCACCCGUCCGGCUCCCAGCCCCCACCCGCACCCCUGCACAGGCCGCCCCCUCACAAGCGCCCCUCCACCGCCAGCAGGCUCUCAGAAGGCGGGUCGGCCGAGCCCGGGGGUCCCCGGAGAAGCCCCGGAGCUGAGGCCCUGAGUCCCACCCUCCCAGCAGCUGUCACAGCCCCAGGGGUUGGGCUACAUGGCCCUGUCUCACGCCCGACCCAGGAGCUGCUGAGGAAGGCCCAGCCCCUAGUGGGAAGGAUGGCAGAAGGCGGCCCUACCACCCAGUGGCCUUCAGCUGAAGAGCUCCUUGGUCCGGACACCCUGGCCUCUGGGAUGGCCCGAGAGAGAGCCAGGUCGAUCCCGUCGGCUCAGGUCUCACUCCGAGGCGCAGCACCCUCCGGCUGGGCAGGCUGGUCCAGGACACUCAGUUUCCCAGCAGAUAGCAGAGGGCGGCCCCCCUGUGGAGGAGAUGGAGCGGCAACGGAGGAGCCUGGGACCUCGGAAAUGGCUCACCAGAGCUCAGAGCUGCUUCCCCUUGCACGGUGCCGGUGCAGCCCACUGCCCUUUGCCCCCUCGAUGGGGAGGAAGACCGCCAUGGAGACCCCCUACAGCCAGCUCCCUGCCCCUCACACUGUGCCUUGGGGCCAGGAGAACCCUGAACCCCCCCGCGGGUCGGACGGAGCGGAGACGGUUGUCCCCAUGUCCACGAGACUACCCUGCACCAAGGCCGGGGAUGUUUCUUUCAGCUCGCAGUCCACCUGCCUUGGGGCUGGCCCCACCCCAGCCUCAGAGUGGCCUGUACCAAGCCCACCAGGCCCUCUUCUACUCUCCUCUCCCUCAUCCCCUGGACCAGAUGAUGUUUUCCUGAGAGACUCCCCGCCUGGCCAGAGCAGGCCGUCUGGAGAUGCCUCCUGCCCCUGGGCCCCCUACGUGGCAACGCUUCCUGCCUCCGCACCAACACCACAGUCUCCACCCGGGGCCUCUGGAGAGAAGCCAGGAACUGUUGAGCCCCAGACCAGCUUCUCUGGCCCUGAGGGCACUGAGUCCAAGCUUAGGGCAGAGAGAAGAAGAGAGGCUUUGAAGGAAGACGACCCUUGUUCUGCUGCCCCUGCUGUGCUCUGCCAGGCCUCUCCUCUGGAGGGGAGCCAGAAGAAGGAGAGGGAAACCGAGACCCAGGCCCCAGCCCACCAGCCUACGGGAAGAAGCCCCCAGCACUGGAGAGCUGAGCUCUCCCAGGAGCAGGUAGCAGAAAGCCCGAGUCGCUGCCCGGCUCAGCCCAACCGAGACAAGAACACGUCCCUGCCAGCCUUGCCCCCAGGACCCGCCGCCCGGGCCUCGCCAGGUCUGGAGCCCAGGGGAGAGUCACCCACGCUGGGGCUCCAGGAGCCCAGGAACCAACGAUACCAAGAGCUUGCUCUAGAGAUCAUUGCCGAAGACCAGUCUCUGACAGACAUCCUGUCCCCAUACCCUGCCCGGAAGACGGCUCUGGACCUUAUGGAAGGGCUGUUCCCAGACAGCUUCACCGCCCUGGGGAGAGGGGACAGGAAGCAAAGGGCGAGGCUAGGACAGGAGUUCCUUGCCACCACCGGAGGGGAGCAGAGCCCCGAUAGCCCCGCAACGGUAAUGGUGCCUGACGCUGAACAGGAUCCAGCCCCGGAGGCUGACCCGGCCCCCUCCGAUCCCCAGCGGUUCCAGCCGCCGAGCAAGGGGGCAGCAGCUUACCCUGAUGGCAUCACAGCUAAAAAGGUGGAGCUGGCGGGGCUCCUGCAAGACAAGCUGCACGGGCUGCGGGAGGAGCGGCGUUCGGCACUGGCGGCAGCAACAGCUUGUGCCCGCUGGGGGACGGAGCUGGACGAGCUGGUGCGCCACACCUGCAAGCCCAACGAGCACGAGCGCUAUGCUCAGUUCAUAGGCGACCUGGAGAAGGUGGUCAGUCUCCUGCUCUGCCUGUCCAGCCGCCUGGCCCGCGUGCAGAAUGCGCUGUCCAGGGUGGACGACAGCACAGACGCUGAGGAGCGGCAAUCGCUGAAUGACCGGCUCAGCCUCCUGUCCCGGCAGCGGGAGGAUGCCAAGGACCUGAAAGAAAACCUGGACCGGCGGGAACGGGUUGUCUGCGGCAUCCUGUCUAAGCAGCUGCCCCCCGCACAGCUGCAGGACUAUCGAGACUUUGUGCGGACCAAGGCUUCCUUGCUCAUGGAGCAGAAGGGCCUGGAUGAGCAGAUCAUGUUUUGUGAAGAGCAGCUGGAGAGUCUGCAAAGCAGCAUUCCCCUCUGACCCCCGGGCCGGCUCCUUCCGGACAGGUGCUGGCAGGACUCUGGGGGCACGGGGCCGGGGUGUGGGGCGUAGAGGUUGGCACUACCGAGGGAAGGCCCUCUGGCCUUCCCAGUUUCAGUUCACACCAAGCAGCCGGGGCCAUGGUGUUGACCAGCACUUGGUGGGUGAACCCUCCCCUCCCACCACCCCCCUGCCCCUGGAAUCUCCACAUCCCUGGUGAUAUCAGGGUAUUUCAGGUCUCGGGGUCCAGCCAGGGACCUGCUUCCCCUCUGCCUCUCUGCCCCUGCCUUUCCUUCCCACGGCUUCUCAGGAAGAAAAGGGAGAGUCCGACCUCAGGCCAGGGGGCUGAAGGGCCAGGGAACUUCGUAGGUGGUGUGUGAGGGGCAGACUGCGGGCAUUGUCAGGAAGCGUCCCCAGGGUCCAUCCCCAGCUCCCAGCUCCCAGCCUCGGGAUCCAGGAGACAGGAACUGGGAGCUCAGAACUGGGAUGAGAGAGGGAGGUGGGAGAGGGUGGUGUCUUCCUCUCCUGUCUUUCCGGCUUAGUCUCGGGACCAUCAGGCAGGCCGGACCACUAAGCAGGCCCGUGGAGUUGUGCUUAGAAAUCUUUUACCAUUUCAGUUGGUGGGUGGGGCUCCUAGGCUUUGGACCCCCUCCCCCCCAGGACAGCCCGCCCGAGGGGGAAGCAGGCAGGGCAGGGCAGGGCCCAGGGGCAGGUGAGACGGCUUCCUCUGUUGGAGCUGGUGCCCCUCCCAUCGGCCCUCAGGUAGCUUCCGGAUUCCAGACCAUCCAGGGACGGCCAGUCUGGCCCCAGCCCCAUGCAGCGGCCAUCUCUGCCCCAGUUGGAGCCAUUCCCUGGCAGGGCCGGCAGCUGGCCACCCACUUUCUUCCAGCCAGGGCUCUCCGGGGUCUCUUUCACCAAUUUAUUCUGUUUCUGUAACGUCAGUGAAACGUGCCCUCUCAUCUGGGGACAGUUAUGGGGACCACCAGGUCCCCUCCAGCCUCUCCUCUCUGGGUAAUAAUAAUAAUAAUGAUGACAUUU
Molecule: messenger RNA, 5810 nt
Organism: Tachyglossus aculeatus (Australian echidna)
Lineage: Eukaryota; Metazoa; Chordata; Mammalia; Monotremata; Tachyglossidae
Gene: SHROOM1
Product: shroom family member 1
Exons: 9
Coding region: 267-4772 (1501 amino acids)
Biological process (GO): actin filament organization
Cellular component (GO): cortical actin cytoskeleton; adherens junction; apical plasma membrane
Molecular function (GO): actin filament binding
Source: RefSeq, a predicted model, not a curated record